This is a messenger RNA of Dothidotthia symphoricarpi CBS 119687, 1722 nucleotides long. RefSeq names its product kinesin. The record is from RefSeq and is a predicted model, not a curated record. NCBI's taxonomy places the organism in Eukaryota, Fungi, Ascomycota, Dothideomycetes, Pleosporales, Dothidotthiaceae. The transcript has 2 exons. Gene Ontology annotation, molecular function: ATP binding; microtubule motor activity; microtubule binding. The annotation marks the transcript as partial. Gene Ontology annotation, biological process: microtubule-based movement.
GCAGUGGUGGCGCGGUUCCGUCCGCAGAACAAGAUCGAGAUAGCCAGCGGUGGAGAGCCCAUCGUCGACUUCAAUUCGGAUGACACAUGUACGAUCCAGUCGAAAGAGAAUGCCGGGGCUUUCACCUUCGAUCGCGUCUUUGACAUGAGCUCGCGGCAGGCCGAUGUCUUCGAUUACUCUAUCCGCCCGACCGUCGACGAUAUCCUGAACGGAUACAAUGGCACGGUAUUUGCCUAUGGCCAGACUGGAGCGGGAAAGUCGUACACCAUGAUGGGAACCGACAUCGACGACGAUGUAGGCAAGGGUGUGAUUCCGCGUAUCGUCGAGCAGAUAUUCGCCAGUAUCCUGGCGUCACCAAGCAACAUCGAAUACACCGUUCGCGUCAGCUACAUGGAGAUCUACAUGGAGCGCAUUCGCGAUCUUCUGAUGCCGCAGAACGAUAAUCUACCGGUACACGAAGAGAAGAACAGAGGUGUAUACGUUAAGGGUCUGCUGGAAGUCUAUGUCUCGAGCGUCGAAGAGGUAUACGAGGUCAUGCGAAGAGGUGGAAAUGCGCGAGCGGUCUCGGCGACAAACAUGAACGCGGAAUCCUCGCGGUCACACUCUAUCUUCGUGAUUACUGUCACGCAGAAGAACGUCGAAUCAGGGUCAAUGAAGAGCGGACAACUGUUCUUGGUCGAUCUGGCUGGUUCCGAGAAGGUCGGCAAGACAGGCGCCAGCGGACAGACGCUAGAGGAAGCAAAGAAGAUUAACAAGAGUUUGAGUGCUCUGGGCAUGGUCAUCAACUCUUUGACAGACACCAAAACUUCGCAUAUUCCUUAUCGAGAUUCGAAACUCACUCGUAUCCUGCAAGAGUCACUCGGUGGUAACUCGCGAACGACGCUUAUCAUCAAUUGUUCGCCAAGUAGUUACAACGAUGCCGAAACUCUAGGCACUCUACGGUUUGGUAUGCGCGCGAAGGCAAUCAAGAACAAAGCCAAAAUCAACGCGGAACUGAGCCCUGCUGAGCUCAAGCAGAUGCUCAAGAAGGCACAAGGAAAAAUCACGUCUUUCGAGACCUAUGUUGGCGCGCUAGAGGGUGAGGUUUCACUCUGGCGUGGGGGUGAAGCUGUUCCAAAAGAGAAAUGGAUACCAUCGUUGGAACCCAGCACCACUUCUGCAAAACGACCGCCGUCCGCACCGCGUACCUCCACACCGUCACGAUUGGAUGCUACGAAGAGCUCUGAAACACCGUCCCGACCAGACUCGAGAAUGGACUUGGACCGCGCGGGUACACCCAGUAUACCUUUAGAUAAGGACGAAAAGGAUGAGUUCUUGAGAAGAGAGAAUGAGCUGUCAGAUCAGGUCACAGAGAAGGAACAACAACUCGCCAAGAUUCAAGAUCAGCUCCAAACGACCAAAGAUGAACUGCAAUACUACAAAGAGCGGGACACCAAGACAAACAAGGAAAGUGAGAACGUUGCGAAAGAGCUCAACGAGGUGCACAUGCAGGUUGAGAAGUUCCGGUUUGAGAGCAAGGAGAUGCAAAUCAGUAUGGAUGCGCUCAAGGAGGCAAACGCUGAACUCACGACUGAACUCGAUGAAUACAAACAACAACUCCUGGAAGCAAAGAUGAACGCAAAGGAGACUGGCGCUGCCAUGGACGAGAAGAAGCGGAAGAAGGCCGAGGCUAUGGCGCAGAUGAUGGCUGGCUUCAACCUUGGCGGUGAUGUGUUCAGCGAU